AUGGAGUCUUCUACAAAAGAAAUUGCUUUUGAUCAGCAUUGGCAAUAUGCACUACAAGGUGGAAUUGACAAGUUUGCGGGUGUUAUUGGCCUUACUUUUGGUCCUAGGGGAAGGAAUGUUGCAUUAGAUAAGUGUGGUAGUCCUAAAGUUGUGAAUGAGGGAGUCAAAUUUGGCAGAGCUAUUGAGUUACCACACGACAUUGGAACUAUUGGUGAAGCACGAAUUAGAGAGGUAUUCAGCAAGACCAAUGACUUUGAGGGUGACAGAAUAACAAAUACAUUGAAGAGAAGGAGUGAAUGCACUAAGGAAAAUUUGAUUUUUGGCCUGUUUGGGAUUAGGGAGAUACAUCAGCUAAAGCUGUCAAGCUGGGAUUUGCUUGGUUGUUGCCAAAAGUGGAGUGAAUUUGAACACCGAAUUGCAACCCUUGAGUUUGAUCGUGAUAAGAAAUCCACGGGUGUAAUGGUCAACUCUAUUUCAAGAAAGAAGUCAUUGCUAAUGAAGGGUGCUGUAGAGAAUUUGCUUGAGAAAAGCACUAAGGUUCAGUUGCUUGAUGACACUGUUGUACCAUUGGAUGAUAGCUCAAGUAACUAUAUCGUGCAAGCUUUUCGUGAGAUGUCAACUAGUGCUUUGAAACCACUGAAUGAUGCACCUGUUUUGAAACUCGCUAAUAUUGGGAUUGCAAUGAGCAUAACUGGAAUUGAGAACAUAUCCAUCAGAAGGGAAUGUGCUGCUGCUUUCAAACAAGUUUCCACAUUCAAAUUUUUUAGCCUUGUGGACAAGGCUAGUUUUCAAGGGGGAAGUAUUGUUAUGAAUCCAUAA
Pyrus x bretschneideri (Chinese white pear) is the source of this 819-nucleotide messenger RNA. Its product is annotated as ruBisCO large subunit-binding protein subunit alpha, chloroplastic-like. Gene Ontology annotation, molecular function: ATP-dependent protein folding chaperone; nucleotide binding. The record is from RefSeq and is a predicted model, not a curated record. NCBI's taxonomy places the organism in Eukaryota, Viridiplantae, Streptophyta, Magnoliopsida, Rosales, Rosaceae. Gene Ontology annotation, biological process: protein refolding. The transcript is spliced from 3 exons. Bases 1 to 819 code for a protein of 272 amino acids.